UCUUCACUUCUUGCAGCAGGUCGGACAGGAGGACACACGCCCAUCUGACGGAGAGAAUUAUGUGUUACGUGCGAGGAACAGCUUUCUAAUCUCUGAUCUCUUGGAUUAUUCCUCCGAUGGACGGGACUUAGCGUCUGUUUGUGGUUUUUGGCCACUGUUUUACGCGCACCGAGGGCCACUUUUGCGCGCUCUUAUUCGCACCCCUUGAUUUUUCACGAUGGAUUAAACACUCAUUAGUUUUAACCUAGUUUUUUUUUUUUUUUAUUUGUGCGCUCUGAACGAUUGUGGAUUAUUUAUGGACAUGUACUCACAUCACGCUAAAUGAUGGUGAUCUUUUGGUCACAGAAGCGCGCAGUCGUACGAUGGAUUAGGAGCCAGCGACUUUCUACUGCACUUCGACCAAGCACCUGUUUAUUCUCCUGAGACACUUGGACUUGUUUUCACCUACUGACGGGCUGUGAUGGAGAACGAGCUGAGACCUAGGCUCUGUUUCCUUACCAAAGGAGAGCGCGGCUAUGGGUUUCACCUGCACGGUGAGCGUAAUAAAGGCGGACAGUUCAUCCGAAAAGUGGAACCCGGCUCCUCAGCAGACCUGGCCGGGCUGAGACCGGGAGACCGGGUGGUGGAAGUGAACGGGCAGAAUGUGGAGAACGAAACUCAUCAUCAAGUGGUUAACCGGAUCCGUGAGGUGGAUUACCGGACCAGACUGCUGGUGGUGGACAGAGCAACAGACGAGUACCUCCUCAGCUGUGGCCAGGCCUGCACCGAGGACCUGGCCAUUGAGAUGGGAACACUCUCCCCGCGCCCCUCACCUGCACCCACCCCUAGUGCAUCUCCCAUUCCUCCCAUACUCAGAGAGAUCAUAGCCAUGUCACCCAAACUUAACCAUUCACACUCAGUUCAUCCUCGUGCUGCAGACUCACCCACUCAUAUGACCACACAAGUCAUCAAGAGGUUGUCUGUGACAUCAAGUUCAGCAACAGACACAGAGCUUCAGGUGGAGCCUUCACCCGAGCCGACCAAUGAGCUCCUUCCUCGUCUGUGUCACCUGGUGAAGGGGGAGAACGGCUAUGGCUUCAACCUGCACAGCAAUAAGAAGAAGAGUGGGCAGUUUGUCCGUUCUGUGGACCCCGGGUCUCCUGCUGAGGGUGCAGACAUCAGGCCUGGAGACAGACUCGUGGAGGUGAAUGGGUUGAAUAUAGAAGGACUGAAGCACUCUGAGGUGGUGGCUUUGAUUCGAGAGGGAGGGGAUGAUGUGCACCUCCUAGUGGUGGAUCAGGAGACCGAUGAUUUCUUCCACAGACUCGGAAUCACACCCACAAUCCGUCAUGUUAAAGAAGUCUACGUGGAUGAAGUAGCCACAGAAAGCAUCCCACCCACACCAUCUCCAACCAUUGAACUCACCACUACAGUUCCACCUAUCAUAAAUGUCGCUCUGACAGAUUCCUCGAUUCCAAACACAUCCCCGAAAUCCCGAGCUAAUGGGAGCUCUGCGUCCCAGUCCUCGAGAAGCUCCACCACCCAAUCAGAGAUCAGCAGCUCCGACAUGAGCAUCCAGGUCCCCGAUGAGGAUGACAGGCGUGUGUCAGACCCUUUCAUGGAUAGCGGAUUGCGUUUGAGUCCUACUGUUGCUGAGGCCAGAAAAAAAGCCCUCGCCAGCCGCAACAAAAAGAGAGCGCCCCCUAUGGAAUGGAGCAAGAAACACGAGAUCUUUAGCAACUUCUGAGGCAGUGGGCAAAGGGAGUACACAGAAGAAUUUCAUGAUUGUUGAUGGUUUAUACUUUAAAGGUACAAUAUGUAACAUACGUGAUGACAUUUAAUGUAAUGUAUUAUUUGUCUUAUUUUAUUGUAAUGUGGUGAGUGAAUGCAACGUACCUUAAAAAACGCACCUACACCUUUCUCGUUAACAGACAUGAAGCAAACUCAGGCUCGAUUUUCAAUAUCACUGCUCAUUAUUGCGGCAACCCCAGUUACAUUUAGCUUAGAAAUAUUUUCUGCUAACAUCGAGAAACAACCCUCUUCAAGCAUAGACUUCAACACAAACUUCAUGUAAGCGCACAAGAUCAUGUGAAUGUUACACAUUGUACCUUUAACUCUAAGAAGUACCUCUUUUUAGGUCGACAGGGAAAAAAGGGCAAUGCUUUUUGAAAGCAUGUGAAGAGGAAAGGAAUAAUAUUCUCUCACAUUUAUUCUAGUAAAAAAAUUUCAACGUAAUAUAUCAAAUAGUAUUCUUUAGAUGCAUUAUAAAAUGUAUUUUGUGGAUGUGUCAAAAACCUCACAUUUCUGCUUGAAAGAAGGACUUUUAAGAUAAUGAGAGACUUUUCACAGAUGAUCACAGUGUUGUUCUUGAGUUCUAGUCAUUUCAGAGAGUAGUGACUAUGCUUAUUUCAAGAGAGUCCUCAGUGGCAUUUCUGCAUUUGUCUGCUUUUGGACUGUAUUUUCUUUAGAACGUUUCCUCUCUUAUAACCUUGGUGGAUUUUGUUUUUGUAAGUAAUACUUUUCAGUGUACAGUUUGCUCAUCAGAGCUCAGUUUCACAGUAGUUGCCUGUAUAUUUGCUUUUGUUAGUCACUUUAAAUGUAACAUAAAACCCUAAAUGGUAAAUGGAGAAAAAAAUUGGAAGGAAGAAACUAUUAUAUGAAAUGUAUGAUGUUUGAUCACCUCAGUGCUUCCCAAAUAUUGGGGUGAUUUCUGUGAAAAGGAAAUAUUUAAAAGAUUGACAGCUGACUAGACAGAAAAAACUGGUUGAUCUUUUAGAGUAGCUUUAGAACAUAUUCUCCAACAAAAUUAAAUAAACUAUUAAAAUGUGUAUAAAAAUGCCAAGAGAGAAUUGCUAUUGCCAGUACUUUACUCAUGCACAUUUGAGAUACUGGUAGUACCCUCUGUAGUCAUUUUAUGCUAUGAUAUACUUCUCCUUUACUGCAUUUCAGAAGCAAAUAUUGUAUGUUUAUUCUACUGUAUUUGCCCACUAUAUUUUUCAUACUGUGUAUGUUGCUGUCCAGUGAAAAUGAAAAAUGGAUGUAUGAGAUGAGUUUAAAAGCCUCCUCCUACUUAAGCUAAAUGAACUUUUGUGGGAUUUGUUGGGAAAAUGUAUCAAAACAGACCUGAAAUCAGGCCUAUUUUUCUGAGCUCAUGAAAAGUAGACUUUUUUGGUUGUGUGAUUCUUACAGGAUGGCGAUGCUGAUAAUCUUGUAGAAUAUGGUGCAUUAUUAUAGAUUAAUCUUCAUAGAUUAAGUUGUUUAAAUAAGAUCUACCUUAUGCAUGUGCAGCAAUAAAAUGAAUCCAAAAGCAUCAUAGAUAAUUGUAAAACACUGACAGACCAUUUCACUUUCACAAUGACUGCUUUUGCUUUUCAUUUUGUAGGUGAUACUUGUAUACUUUUACUUACACAAGGUUCUGAACGCAGAGCUUUUACUUGUGAAGUAUUUUUAGUGUGGUAUAAAUACUUCUUACACCACUGGUUAUUGUUUUCAAGGUAGAUAAAGGGUCACUUUGC
Molecule: messenger RNA, 3494 nt
Organism: Sphaeramia orbicularis (orbiculate cardinalfish)
Lineage: Eukaryota; Metazoa; Chordata; Actinopteri; Kurtiformes; Apogonidae
Gene: nherf2
Product: NHERF family PDZ scaffold protein 2
Exons: 6
Coding region: 461-1726 (421 amino acids)
Biological process (GO): protein localization to plasma membrane
Cellular component (GO): apical plasma membrane
Molecular function (GO): signaling receptor binding; protein-membrane adaptor activity
Source: RefSeq, a predicted model, not a curated record